Aspergillus tanneri is the source of this 2892-nucleotide messenger RNA. RefSeq names its product putative chromosome segregation protein Cse1 (gene CSE1). Gene Ontology annotation, molecular function: nuclear export signal receptor activity; small GTPase binding. NCBI's taxonomy places the organism in Eukaryota, Fungi, Ascomycota, Eurotiomycetes, Eurotiales, Aspergillaceae. The record is from RefSeq and is a predicted model, not a curated record. The transcript has 8 exons. Gene Ontology annotation, biological process: protein import into nucleus; protein export from nucleus. Gene Ontology annotation, cellular component: nuclear envelope; cytosol. Bases 1 to 2892 code for a protein of 963 amino acids.
AUGGUCGACAACAAUCUUGGAGCUGUUGCACAGCUCCUUGUAGCAAGUUUGGAUCCGAGACAAAAUAAACAAGCCGAACUUGCUCUUCGACAGGAAGAAAAAAAAUCCGGUUUCUCUCUACAGCUUCUUCAGAUCACGGCAUCUGCUUCCUAUCCCUACAAUACCCGCCUGGCUAGUGCACUAUGUUUCAAGAACUUCGUCAAGAGGAACUGGACCGAUGAGGAUGGAAACUACAAGCUGCAGCAAGAGGAAGUUGCAACCAUUAAACGGGAAUUGAUCAGCCUGAUGAUUUCAGUCCCGACGGGCAUACAGUCUCAGUUGGGAGAAGCCAUCAGUGUAAUCGCCGAUAGUGAUUUCUGGAAGAGGUGGGAUACUUUGGUCGACGAUCUCGUUUCAAGACUCCAGCCGACGAACCCUUCGGCCAACAUAGGUGUCCUACAAGUUGCGCAUUCGAUCUUCAAGCGAUGGAGGCCUUUGUUCCGUUCGGAUGAGCUUUAUGAAGAAAUCAUCCAUGUCCUGGAUAGAUUUGGAAAUCCUUUCCUGACACUCUUCGAGGGGCUGGACACUUAUCUGGAAGAGAACAAAUUAAACAAAGAGAGCCUCAUGCAAGGAUUCACACAGUUCAACUUGAUGGUGAAGCUGCUGUUUGAUCUUUCAUGUCAUGAUCUUCCCCCGAUGUUUGAAGAACGUAUCUCGGGGCUGUCCACCAUAUUGCUGAAAUAUCUUACCUACAAUAACCAAUUACUCGUUACUGAUGAUGAUUCCGAGGCCGGCCAAUUGGAAUUUGCUCGAGCUGGUAUCUUCGAAGUAUUGACAUUAUACGUGCAAAAAUACAUCGAUGAUUUCAAGCCCUAUGUCGGGGAUUUUGUGGGAAGUUCUUGGAACUUCUUGACCACGAUUGGCCAAGAAACUAAGUAUGACAUUUUGGUUAGCAGAGCAUUGCAGUUCCUGACUUCGGUUGCUGGUAUGCCUGAGCAUGCGCUGGUCUUCCAAGCCGAAGGGACACUGAACCAAAUCAUCGAAAAGGUGAUUUUACCGAAUGUGAGCCUUCGUGAAUCGGACGAGGAGCUCUUUGAAGAUGAGCCAAUCGAGUUUAUCCGGCGAGACCUCGAAGGGUCAGACAGCGAUACGAGACGGCGUGCUGCCACCGAUUUUCUGAGAAAAUUGGCCGAGAAGUUUGAAGAGCCGGUCACCAAAGUUGUUCUCCAGUACACCGAACAUUAUCUUGCCGAGUCUGCGAAAGAUCCUGCGUCGAACUGGAAGGCCAAGGAUACUGCGACUUAUCUCUUCUCUGCAAUUGCGGCCAAGGGGGUUGCCACUGCUAGCCAUGGUGUCACUGCCACAAAUCCUCUAAUAAGUAUUACCGAAUACUUCCAGAAGCAUCUUGCUGCGGACCUGGUUGGUGGGGAUGGUGUACAUCCUAUCCUCAAGGUGGAUGCUAUAAAGUAUCUUUACGUUUUCCGAAGCAUAAUCACAAAGGAACAGUGGCAGGAAGUACUUCAGCUGCUGGUGAACCACCUUGGCUCCUCCAAUUAUGUUGUUUAUAGCUAUGCGGCCAUUGCUGUCGAAAGAGUGCUCUAUCUUACGGACAGCCAAGGCCAGGCAAUUAUUGCGCCAAGCACCAUUACACCCCUUGCCAAAGAUUUGUUGGAACACAUCUUUUCGCUGAUCCAGAAGGAUUCAUCUCCCCAGAAAGUCCAGGAAAAUGAGUUUUUGAUGAGGUGUGCUAUGAGGGUGUUGAUUGUCAUCAAGGAGGGUGUGGUACCUUAUACGGACGUCGUUCUUCAGCACUUGAUCAACAUCACGCAAAUUAUCAGCGGUAAUCCCAGUAACCCGAGGUUCUACUACUUCCACUUUGAAGCUUUAGGGGCCUUCAUUCGGUUCGCUGCACCCGCCAGUCCUGAUAGGCUAGAACAAGCCCUUUAUCCUCCUUUUGCUGGAAUCCUCCAGGGGGAUGUACAAGAAUUUAUACCGUACAUUUUCCAACUUUUUGCCGCCCUCCUCGAGGCCAACCCGUCGGGGACAUUGCCGAACUAUUAUCAAAAUUUGGUUGCCCCCAUUCUCAUGCCCGUCAUGUGGGAUUCGAAGGGAAGCACCCCAGCACUUGUACGACUUUUGUCGUCUAUCAUUAGCCGUGGUUCGCAGUACAUCAUGGAGAGCCAACAGGUUGAGCCUAUUCUGGGUAUCUUUCAAAAGCUGCUCUCAUCCAAGACCAACGAGAGCUAUGGCUUUGACCUGCUGGAAUCUGUCAUCGCCAACUUUCCACCGGCUGCGUUGGAACAAUAUUUCGUCUCAAUUAUGGAAGUUAUUCUUAUGCGGCUUCAAAAUGCCAAAACUGAAAGUCUUACGCUUCGGUUUGUCCGUUUCUAUCACUUCAUCUCGGCGAAUGAGGAAAAAGGUUACAGUGCGGAUUUCAUCAUCCAGACUGUCGAUAAAGUGCAGCCGGAUUUGUUCACGAUGAUCUAUCUUAAUAUGAUCCUCCCUGAAACGCAGAAACUUGCCCGCCCGUUGGAUCGCAAAACCGCUGUCUUGUCUUUUACAAAGACACUUGCCAAUUCAGAGGCCUUUGCGAACCGAUACAAGAAGGGCUGGGGCUUUACGUGCGAGGCCUUGCUUAAGCUUUUGGAAUUGCCCCCUGUCCCAACCAGCAAGGACGAUAUCAUUGUCGAGCAUGAUGUCGAAGAUAUGGCAUUCGGAGUUGGGUUUACGGCUCUGAACACUGUACGGCCACAGACCAGAGACCCAUGGCCGGAGACAGGAGCCGACCUGAAGGCGUGGGUCGGCCAGUACUUGAAAGAAGCUGACAAGAGGCACGGUGGACGGAUCGCUCAAUUUGCACAGGAGCGUUUAGGAGACGAAGCCAAGGUGGUACUCAGCAGUUAUAUUGCGUGA